GAAUGGCCGCGGCUUUGUAAAUCCAAGAUGGCCGAAGUAAACGGGGAAGUUGAWAUUGAAAUCAUUGAAGGCUGCAGGAUGCCGGUCAGAAUGAGUAAUUCAGACGAAUGGCCUCUGGCUGAAAUCAUAAGCAAAAAGGAAGCAAAGGACGGCUGGGAGUUUUAUGUCCACUACAUCGAUUUUAACAAGAGAUUGGAUGAAUGGGUGACAGAAGACAGAUUAGACAAAACAAAAAUUCAAUUACCUAAGAAAGAAGAUUCUAAAAAGAUCAGUAAAGGUGCAGCAGGAAGUAGACCACCCUCCCCUGAAAGAGACCUUGUAAAUGGCAAUGGAACAAGAACAAAAGCUGUCAUUGGAAGGAAAAGAAAAGCUAAUGCUAUGGACAAGUCAUCUGAUGACAUCAUUAUUGAAAGCCAAGAUAGUCCUACUAAAGAUUCCCCUCCAAAGAUAAAUAAUUUACGCAACCAUGGAAGCAUGGUCCACGAUAGAAGCAAUGAUGACAUUGUAACAAGGAUGAAAAAUAUUAACAUGGUGCAAGUGGGCAAGUUCAGGAUAAGGCCCUGGUAUUUCUCUCCCUAUCCUCCAGAGUUCACCAGGCUGCCUUUGAUAUAUCUGUGUGAAUUCUGCCUCAAGUUUGUCAAGAGUUUUACUUGCUUAAAAAGACACAUGUAUAUGCACAGAAUCUCUGUCUUCUGGCAAAGAUGUUUUUGGACCACAAAACCCUCUAUUAYGACACAGAUCCUUUCCUGUUUUACAUCAUGACAGAACGGGACAGUGCAGGAUUUCACAUUGUUGGUUUUUUCUCCAAGGAAAAAGAGUCAACAGAAGACUACAACGUGGCAUGUAUAUUAACGCUACCUCAGCAUCAAAGAAAAGGAUAUGGAAAACUACUCAUAGAAUUCAUGAGAUCUGUGAGCUUACCAGCAUAAGAAAAGAAGAUGUCGUAUCUACUUUACAACACUUGGGACUGAUACACUAUUACAAGGGACAAUACAUUCUAAGUCUAAACAAUGAGGUGCUUGAGGGCCACAAACGUGCUAUGGCCAAGAGAAAAAUAAGAAUAGAUUCAAAUUGUUUGCAUUGGACACCAAAGGACUGGGCCAAGAGAGGCAAAUGGUGAUUAUAGAACCACUGUGCCAGUACUAAUUGAAUCUAGAUAAUAUCAUACGAAUUCUGACCAAUAAAUAUUGACAAGCAGCUAAAUAACUCAAGAUGCAGUAAGACAGACAACAAAUUUGUGCAGCUCCCAAACCUUUUUUUGUGGUAAUCAAAAAAAAAUGCCUUGAAAAUUAAUUGCUUUGUAGCUUGCACAGUUACAUUGCAUGAGGAGUUGUUGCACAUUCUAUAUCGAGCAAAAGGUCUGUUUGUUUUAGUAUGAGCAAAAUAAAUAGUAGAACUGUAAAUAGCUGAAAUUUCAAAAAGGGCCAUUAUUUUCCUACUUGUGGGCUAUCACUAAUGGGAAUAUCUGUAUAGUAGCUUGGCCAAUAUAAGAAUUUGUGAUAGUCCUGAAGACAAAUAUUAGCAUUAACAGUAGACCAUGCAUGCACACAUUAUAUAGGUGUUUUGUCAAUCCUUGGUAGACUAGGCCUCGUAAUCAAUAUUUCUCAGUAUAUUAUUGCUUUGUUUGUCUUGUCCCAUCAUAUUUGUGUAUACUAAAGACAAAAUAUAUUAGUGUCUGAUUAUUACAAGCAGUCCCUGCACACAUUACAUAGGAUGUUCAUCAAUAAUAAUUAGUGGAUAGGCCAUUUGCAACAACACGUCACGUGACCCUA
Messenger RNA from Actinia tenebrosa (Australian red waratah sea anemone), 1772 nucleotides. RefSeq names its product histone acetyltransferase KAT5. Gene Ontology annotation, biological process: regulation of DNA-templated transcription; double-strand break repair via homologous recombination. The record is from RefSeq and is a predicted model, not a curated record. Gene Ontology annotation, cellular component: NuA4 histone acetyltransferase complex. Lineage: Eukaryota; Metazoa; Cnidaria; Anthozoa; Actiniaria; Actiniidae. Gene Ontology annotation, molecular function: histone H4K16 acetyltransferase activity.